Molecule: messenger RNA, 594 nt
Organism: Chenopodium quinoa (quinoa)
Lineage: Eukaryota; Viridiplantae; Streptophyta; Magnoliopsida; Caryophyllales; Amaranthaceae
Exons: 2
Coding region: 1-594 (197 amino acids)
Molecular function (GO): catalytic activity
Source: RefSeq, a predicted model, not a curated record
AUGGUGUGGAAUGUGCAAGGAGCGGGGAAUAAAUUAGCAACCAUUACGGAGCUAAUUAGAAUUAAUGACCCGGAAGUUUUAGCUUUGGUGGAAACUCAUUUAAGUGGAGAGCAAGCACAUAAAGUGUGUGACAGAAUUGGUUUUUGGGGCCAAACAAGAGUGGACGCUCAAGGAUUUAGUGGAGGCAUAUGGUUGUUUUGGAGAGAGGAAUUAGUGUCGGUUACGAUACUUGACAAUCAUACCCAACAUAUCACUGUCGAGAUUGAAAAAAGGGGGGAAGAUCCAUGGAUUUUUUCUGCUAUAUAUGCUAAUCCGGAUUCAACUUUGAGAAAGGAACUUUGGAAUGAACUUUGGAAUCAUACCGGAGACUUUAAUGACGCAGUGAAUCUAGAAGAGCGACAUGGUGUGGGAGGCUCAGAGAUAGGUUUGAGUCCGAAUUCCUUUAAAUCUGCUCGACUUGACAGAGGGUUGGUGAAUGAAGAUUGGCGACUGAGAUUUGUUGAAGGAGCUGUAAGGAGCCUUCCAAGGUUAACAUCAGAUCACUGUCCUAUUCUGAUAAGCACUAAUGGUUUUGCCCCAAUUCCGAAUCUUUGA